Messenger RNA from Cynara cardunculus var. scolymus (artichoke), 1309 nucleotides. Its product is annotated as short-chain dehydrogenase TIC 32, chloroplastic-like. The record is from RefSeq and is a predicted model, not a curated record. Bases 167 to 1120 code for a protein of 317 amino acids. The transcript has 5 exons. Lineage: Eukaryota; Viridiplantae; Streptophyta; Magnoliopsida; Asterales; Asteraceae.
CAACGCAGCCAUCUUCUUUAUUCUGUUCAAACCCCAUUCAGUCGGUCCAACUUUGUAUAUAACCAUAGAUAGAUAUUAUUUGUAUCCAGACCUCAUCAUCUUAAUUCUUGUGCUAAUCAGAUUUAGGAUCAAAUUCAAACAGCAAUCAAAGGGUUUAAUCAGAAUCAUGACUUGGCUAUUUUCAUUAUUCAACGGGGCAUCAGGGUUUUCAGGAAAUUCUAAAGCUGAAGAAGUUACCAACGGAAUCGAUGGGACUGGCCUUACCGCCAUUGUUACUGGAGCUACAAGCGGUAUCGGCUUAGAAACAGCCCGUGUUCUUGCUUUACGCGGAGUCCAUGUGGUUAUGUCGGUCAGAAAUGUCAAAGCCGGUAAAGAAGUUAAAGAAAGCAUCUGCGAGAAAAUCCCAAAUGCUAAACUCGAUGUUAUGGAGCUCGAUUUGAGCUCACAGGAAUCUGUACGACAGUUCGCAGCUGACUACAUUUCAAAGGAUCUUCCUUUACACAUUCUAAUUCUAAAUGCAGGGAUCAGCUCUCAGCCAUUCACUCUUUCGAAGGACAACAUAGAAUUACAGUUUGCAACGAACCAUAUCGGCCAUUUUCUUUUGACGAACUUGUUGUUGGAUACCAUGAAAAAGACAGCAGAUAAAAGCCAGAAGGAGGGAAGAAUUGUUGUUGUUUCAUCUGAGCUGCAUAAGAUGACAUAUAGUGAAGGAAUCAAGUUUGACAAGAUCAACGACGAAAAGAGCUAUAGCGCUUUCUAUGCUUAUGGGCAGUCGAAGCUUGCUAAUGCAUUGCACGCUAAGGAGCUAUCAAGGCGCCUCAAGGAAGAAGGCGCGAAUGUGACUGUGAAUUCGCUACAUCCUGGAGUUAUCAAGACCAAUCUUCAACGUAACCAAGGGUUUGUGGCGUCUACAAUCAGCCGUGUGAUCUACACAUUCAUGAAGAAUAUCCCGCAAGGAGCUGCAACUUCGUGCUAUGUGGCGUUGCAUCCACAAGUGAAGGGGGUUAGCGGCGAGUAUUUUGCUGAUAGUAACAUAGCAAAAGCAAGCAAGUAUGCCUUGAGUCCAGAAAUGGCCAAGAAGUUGUGGGACUUCAGUUUGAACUUGACCAAGUUAAAGUAAUCAGUUUCUUUACCAUCUUUUUGUAUUUCUUCAUUAAGCAUUUGUAUGGUUUUUAUGAUGCUCCAUUUUUCACUUGUUUGUAUUAUAGUAUGUAUUCUUUGUAUCACGGAUUGUUGAUGUUUUAUAUGAUUGUUGCAAACGUUUGUAUUGAAUGAAAGAUCAUGUUAUAUGGAAAAAUCUUUGUUAUUA